Messenger RNA from Striga hermonthica, 798 nucleotides. Lineage: Eukaryota; Viridiplantae; Streptophyta; Magnoliopsida; Lamiales; Orobanchaceae. The record is from the annotation of a GenBank genome assembly.
AUGGCACCCACUGUUACUAAUGUUGCAGAGAAAACCCGAAUGAAAGACAGCCCAAACGAGACAGAGCUCACGUCGAAUAAAAAUGCCCAUGAAAAGGAGAAGCCGUUUGAAUGUGAGACCGAGAAAAAAACGGACGAGAAAGAAGAUAAGAAGGUCGAGCAAGAGGAACCGAAAGAAGAUGCCUUAGAAAACGAGAAGGAUGUACCGGUCGAGGCUGAACAGAAAACCGGAAUUACUUUUCCGGUCAUGCUGAUCAAUGGGAAGAAGCUGAAUUCUGUUGGCCUGAGGAAGAAAAGCAUGCUCGGGAUCGGGAUCAAGAUAUACGCCUUUGGGAUAUAUGCAGACAAUGAGAAAAUGAAAGACCUUCUGAGUACGAAAGUCGGAAAAACACCAUCCAAAGCAACAAAGGAAAUGUAUCAAAUCGUGAUAGAUAGCGAUGUGGAUAUGAUGGUUCGACUGGUUAUUGUUUUCUCCGGACUUACCAUGAGCAUGGUGAGGAAGAACUUUGAUGAAGGCCUGGGAGCAUCCAUCAAGAAGCUUACGGGAGGGAAGAACGAUAAGCUCACGAAGAAGAUUAUGGGAGAAGCGUUGGAUGACAUAAAGCUUACCCCAGGAUCUGUGAUUGAGAUAUCCAGGCUUCCAGGAUAUACUCUCCAAACAAAAGUUAUGAAUGAGGUUGUGAGCACAGUCGAAAGUGAGUUGCUCUGCAGGGCAUACAUACAUAUGUAUUUGGGAGACGAUCCCCUUGACAAAGAAGCAAAGGAAAAAUUCGGGGCAUCCCUUCUUUCUCUUUUCUAA